ACAGAAGACUACAUUCAUUUGACACAGCUGCAAACUGUAACUAAAGAUCUUUCAUAGCUUAGUGAUAAGUACAUAUUUUACAAGAUACAUCUUAAGCUGACUAUGUUACAGGAGAUGGUUAGGGAGGGAGUUUGCUGCCUUGACAAGAAACAGUUAACUAUUGUUCAACAGCCUUGAGCCCAGAGGGAGAAUACAUGUCUUAAAGUAGGUAACAGGAAGCACAAGGUUUUUUAAAAAAUAAUUUCCCACAGUUAAGGCACAGAAUUCUGUUAACCCUUUACAGAAAUAUACACGAGUCCUAUCUGUGAAGUAUUUAUUUCGUGCCACAACUACACAUGGCAGCAUACCAAGGGACAACAGCAAGAACAAAUAACAUUUAUUUCCCUCUAUGUCCUUCACAUUGUCUACAAUGAAAAUAGGUAUCUUUUCCAGCCGAGACUAAUAAAGUUUUGUUUUGUUUUUAACAGAAAAAAAACAAAAACAAAACCUUGGGUAGAGUUAACCACCCUUCUGAGGUGGAAGGAGGAGCGCGGGCCUCUGAGCCCCGCCGAGGUUCCAUUUCCAAAGCUGAGUUCUCACGGAUCUCUUCAGGAAGGAUCCCGUGGUGAGCUUCGGAGCCGCCGCACCGGGGAGGGUCCUUAAUCUACUCGCUCCGGGCGUUUCUCACACCGCCCCGCAGAUAUCCUGGAAUAUGAAUGAACGCCCAAGACACAAUCACUGCUAACCAGAGCGCACGGGGACCCGCAGUGGAACCGCAAGUGGGUUUCACACUCAGGCGCAAGGCCCGAGGUUCACAACUACCGGAAGCGGAAGUCUCCGAAGGCAGACUACUGGACGCGGGGCCGGAAGCGGAAGCUAGGCGCCGGAAGUGCGCGCGGGGCUCACAAUGGCUGAACGCGGGCUAGUCGCCUCAGAGUCUCUGGCGGGCUGCAGGCCGCGGGCGGCGCGCACCGUGCUAGGUCAGGUGGUGCUCCCGGGCGAGGAGCUGCUGCUGCCCGAGCAGGAAGAAACCGACGGCCCUGGCGUUGCGGGGGAGCGACCCUUGCGCCUGAACGCCGGGGUGCGCUCGCGAUUGCGCGUUGUGUGCGGCCCUGGCUUGCGGCGUUGCGGCGACCGACUACUGGUCACCAAGUGUGGCCGCCUUCGUCACAAGGAACCUGGCUGUGGCAGCAGUGGCGGCAUUUACUGGGUGGACUCGCAGCAGAAGCGGUAUGUACCAGUGAAAGGAGACCACGUGAUUGGCAUAGUGACAGCCAAGUCUGGAGAUAUAUUUAAAGUUGAUGUUGGAGGGAGUGAGCCAGCUUCUUUGUCUUACUUGGCAUUUGAAGGUGCAACUAAAAGAAACAGACCAAAUGUGCAGGUUGGAGACCUCAUCUAUGGCCAGUUUGUGGUUGCUAAUAAAGAUAUGGAACCAGAGAUGGUCUGCAUUGACAGCUGUGGAAGAGCCAAUGGAAUGGGUGUAAUUGGACAGGAUGGACUUCUCUUUAAAGUGACAUUAGGCUUGAUUAGAAAGUUGUUGGCGCCAGAUUGUGAAAUCAUACAGGAAGUGGGAAAACUCUAUCCACUAGAGAUUGUAUUUGGAAUGAAUGGAAGAAUAUGGGUUAAAGCAAAGACUAUUCAACAGACUUUAAUUUUGGCAAACAUUUUGGAAGCUUGUGAACACAUGACAGCAGACCAAAGAAAACAGAUCUUUGCCAGAUUGGCAGAAAGUUGAUAAAUGUGAACUUCUUUAAUGAGUCAGUUGAACCAAGAAACUGGGUUUCCCAGGAAAACUUUUCAGGUGAACCUCUCCUACUAAAUCUUAAGCAGGCAAGAUGUGAAUGUACGUAUUGCCCAAGAGUGUUAAAUAAAAUAUUUUUAUAAGAAAAGUACUGGUUUUCACUCAUGUUCUUGUAAGAAAAUCCUAAAAUUGUAACUUUUGUUUUAUGUAAUAGUUUACUAAAACAAUACAGUUCACUUAUUGGAAGGUAACAGUUGCAGCUUCUAUUAUGAUCUGGAAGUCAGCAUUAAAAGUUCUUUUCUGAUUACACUAGUGAUGUUUCCCAAAGGAAAUGUAGAAUAUAUAAAAGUACAAAACAAAUCGCCUGUAACCCCUUAUAUAAUAAGAGUAUGUAGCAGUUAAUGAUUCCAUUAACUGCAAAGCUAGUAUGGCUACAAGAGACUUUUCCUCGGUUGAAGAGACUCAGGCACAGAAUUCACUGGGUCUGUACUUUUAACCAGUACAUAUAUGUGUGUUGAACUUUUCCGAUUGGAACUACAGAGUAUCUUUUGCAAUAUACUUUGAACAUUUUACAACACAUUUCUCAUAAUUAUUAAAAACUCAGUAACACUGUAUUUUCAUAGUAUAGGAUACUUUGAAUAUAUUUAGUUUUUUUGUUGUUGUUACCUAAUUAACACAAAUGAUCAGGAUUAUGAAUCCAAGUCUGGCCAAGUCUUAUUUUGCUAAAAGUGUCUUAAAAGCCAAAUAAAAACUAUUUGCUUGCGUUUUGAAUCAAUGAGAAAGGUGUGUAAUACUAUUUGGUAUAGUAACAAAGCCUUUAUAAGUAAAAAUGGAGACUGGGGCAGAUGAGAAAAGUUACGUGGUUUGGGGUCAUAGGCCUCAGACUGAGUUCUAGACUCCCCUGGAGUCCAUUUGGGAUGAAAGAGAUUAUAAAACUCAGUAUGUUAAAAAUGAAUAAACUAUAUUCAAAAGGUUUUCUGAAGCCUGGCUUGUUUUUAAGUAAUGAAAAUAUUGAUAUAAUUUAUCACGUGAUCAUAGUUCCUGAGGGAUUCAGUGGUAAAGGGGUAGAAGGUAGAGCAGAGGUAACUUUUUGGUUCUUCUGUGAUGUAGAAUGCAUUUUCUAAAUUUGCUAAUAGCUAAACUAGUAGGUCAAUUAACUCAAAAGUGGUAGACAUAACUGAAGAAACUGUAAGAUACAAGAAAUAUGUAAUAAUAAAGUUUCGUGGAGCCGGGAGAUGGCUCAGUAGAAUAAGCG
Molecule: messenger RNA, 2975 nt
Organism: Octodon degus (degu)
Lineage: Eukaryota; Metazoa; Chordata; Mammalia; Rodentia; Octodontidae
Gene: Exosc3
Product: exosome component 3
Exons: 5
Coding region: 887-1714 (275 amino acids)
Biological process (GO): exonucleolytic trimming to generate mature 3'-end of 5.8S rRNA from tricistronic rRNA transcript (SSU-rRNA, 5.8S rRNA, LSU-rRNA); nuclear polyadenylation-dependent rRNA catabolic process; TRAMP-dependent tRNA surveillance pathway
Cellular component (GO): cytoplasmic exosome (RNase complex); nuclear exosome (RNase complex)
Molecular function (GO): RNA binding
Source: RefSeq, a predicted model, not a curated record